Molecule: messenger RNA, 2943 nt
Organism: Acanthaster planci (crown-of-thorns starfish)
Lineage: Eukaryota; Metazoa; Echinodermata; Asteroidea; Valvatida; Acanthasteridae
Source: RefSeq, a predicted model, not a curated record
UUCCAUGUCUCACGGAAAUCAAUCUGACAUGUCCGGUACUUGGAUAAGACUGGGUGCUUUGCACAGGAUGGUACGAAGACCUGUGUGGUUUCCGUGUCAUGGCGCCAUUUUGUAGGCGGAAUAUUGUUCCCUUAUCCGCGCUCUCAUAAAGAUUUUGGCCUGCCCAUGCCGAUUAGGUUGAACAUCAUUCAGCAUCGACUGAAAAAUCCCCGUUUCGUUGCAAGUCCUCAAGGGAAUAUCUUGGAGUGAAGGUGUGCUUACUGAAACAAUCGACACACUGAAACAACCAGACAGAAGCCCAAUAACUCUGUGGACACAAAUCCAUUUAAUAAGUAGGAUUACUACUGACCGUGUUGAAAAUUAGAAAAUUACAGAUGAGUGAAGAUUUUACGAGCACGGGUUUGAAAGACGUCAUCAUGAGUUUACAGGAGGAAUGUCAGAAACUAUCAGAAGUGAAGGAAGAACCUGAGGGUGAACAGAUUGAAGACUAUUUUGGAAAGUGUGCAGGGGACGCAGACGAUGAUGGAGAAGAUGGAUUUGAUGAUGAUGACCUGGAUUACGAGCCAGGCAGAGAAUCCCGUAGAACUACAAGGUCAGUCAGAGCAAUGCCUGGAAGAAAAGGAAAGAAACAACGUCGGUCAUGGAACCUGACCUACUCACACGAACAGAGGGUCCGAAUGGGUUAUUACGGUGCUAAAUGGGGCGUUAAAGCCAUGAAGAAGAGAUAUCCGGGGGUUAAAGACAGUACGGCUAGGGAUAUGUGUAACUAUGUACUGGCCCUCGUUAGGGAUGGGAUACUAACCCUUGACCUCCCACUUGAAAAGCAGGUCAUCCCGCCAAAAAUGAGAAACGGCUUUCCAGUUCAGUCUGUUAUACAAAUUAAAGAGAGUUCGUCGUUUGAGCCGAAUUCUGAACCCGGAUCAAAUCAGGAGCCAGCUCAGAAGGGUGGAACAGAUAUCACUCCACCCACUUCAAAGAAUUGGCUCGCAGGAAUAGGCGGGAAAAAUCAGCCAUUUGGUAAUAUGUCCAUGGAAACGACCGAUAAAGCUCUCCAGCCUCCAUCGACGAACCAUGGCGAUGGCUCACCUUCUUCGACCUUGUCUUUUGAGGACAGAGUGAAGAUAGGGUUCAUGGCGGCAUUAGAGGGAUCCACUAUCGCGGUGAAAAAGUGCGAGGAGUCAGAUAGCAAGGUAAGAGAAUGCCGCAAUCUGGUCAUCAGGUUAAUUCAGUCCGGUAAACUUUCCCUCGAUGUCCCGCUGGAGCAGCAGGAGAUACCGACGGAGGACCCCGAGGAACCUGUCCCUCCUGAACCGGUCAGACGCGGUCGACCACCCAAGCAUAGUUUUGGGAGAUUCACUUUGCCACCAGAAGCCAAAACUUUCUUGAUUAGCAGUCGAACGACCAUGCAGAAUAAUCCGCCUCCCCUACAGCCAACACCGACUGAAAGCGAGAACCACAGCCAAAGAAACGUGCAGAUGAACCCUUCUGAGGUCUCGCCCAGUCCUUGGAACGACCACGUCCAAUUGCAACGGGGCAGUAAAGACAUUUUUCUGGGCAGUGAUUUGGCGUUUCGUCGAUGGAGGAACAGACGAACCUCGCUGAAAUUCCAAAGUGACGAGGCAUUUGCAAUGCACCUCAUGGACGUACAUGAUGCCUUCUGUUCUGAACAAUGUAGCGGCGGGGGCAGACAUGAGCACCAACAAGGAACACAGGUCAGUUAGAAUCAGUCAGAAUUCCUCUCCGGUAAGAUUCCCGGCGCCCUGUGAAGAUGUGCGUGAAAGAUGAAGCAAGACUUGUUCGUAGUCCAAAGUCAUAGACGAAUGAAAUGAUAUACAGUACAUAUUUUGUGUUCCUUGUAAAUUUUCGAACAGAAAUCUGCUGCGCGUCUCUCGAUGAUUGUCUGACAGCUUUCACUUUUUACACUAUUUUUCGUUUCACAUCCUCUAUGGAUAGGCCUGUGACCUCGUUAAUCUUUGCACUUGCGUAUCCAUAAUGUAAAUUCAAGCAACUUUGUUAAGGCUGUUGAUUCAUUGUUUUGUUUGCUUUGUUUGGUUUAGGCGGAAACACUUUCGAUUUAGAAAUGUCAUUUCGUAAUUGGAAAUGACACACAUCCGUCUUUCAGCUCAGUUCGAUGACUUGGAAUUCACAUUUCAGAUUUUUGUCGUCUUCGCUAUUGGGUCGACAAUUUUACACAACCACAAUGAAAUUACAAAUAAGAAGCAAAGUGCAGUUCAACACUUGAUUAAUCUUUAGUUUUACAUUUUCCGUUUUGAUUCUUACCACGCCCCCUACGUUUCAUUCUGGCAGUCCACAAGUACUACUCUAAAACAUUAUUACCCGUUGUGAUCAACUCGAAGUAGUGUUGAUGAUUUAAGAACAUGUUUCUAUUUCUACAUGUUUCUUUUGUUUAGCUUACAAAUACCUUUUCUGUUAAUAUGUAGAAUAAUCUAGAAUAUCAAUGAAGCAUGCAUGUGCGUUCUGGCGUAUGAGAAUUUCUCUUUUCAGAUAUGAAGUCUGCCUAUUCAUAAUAUACCAUAUGGAUUUCUGUCAGAAGUAAACCACCAAUUAAUUUGUGGGUCAGAUUAUUAUUAUUAUUAUUUGUGUAUUAUUUUUUUGGAUAAAAACUGCAUGCAAUAUAUAAUUUGGGCAAUUUGGAGCACCUUGUGUAUAUGGUAGAUGGACGAAAUUCAAUGCAAUGUCAGAUCCACAUUUUCGACCAAUAAGAUGGUUCAGUUUAGAUGUAAAAGCUUGCAAUUACAUACCAUGCAAUUUCACAAAUUGGAAAGAAAAAUCGAGUGUUUGGGUAUUCAAAUUUGCAAAUAGGAAAAAAUUGUGAGAUGCAAGCAAGACAAUUAAAAAAGCAGUUGUCAUCGAUUUAUUCUCCAGAAUGUGAUUGUUCCUUUAUUACCAAUUCGAAAUAAAUGCCUAAGAACUGUUUCAUAA